Messenger RNA from Pyrus x bretschneideri (Chinese white pear), 2212 nucleotides. RefSeq lists its product as uncharacterized. NCBI's taxonomy places the organism in Eukaryota, Viridiplantae, Streptophyta, Magnoliopsida, Rosales, Rosaceae. The record is from RefSeq and is a predicted model, not a curated record. Bases 284 to 1744 code for a protein of 486 amino acids. The transcript has 7 exons.
CAAACAAAAGGUGCAUCCAGAGAGGGAGAGUCAGAGAGAGAGAGAGAGAGAGAGAGAGAGAGAGAGUCAGAGAGGGCGGGAGGAGCUCGAUCUGAAGCGGAAGAAAAUCUUUGCUGGUGAAAACUAAAUCACUUGCUAUGCUCUGUUUGUGGUGCCAAAAACAUAUCUAGAGUUGCAGGCCUCUGAUUUACAGUGGUUGCUCUGAAACGGUUGUUUACAGAAUCACCAGGAAGUUAAAGUGACGGAGCUGAAAAGGAGCUACAGAGGGGCUAAUCUUCUAUUGAUGGCGAACAACGGGAAUGAGGAUUUUUAUUACAACCUCUCAAGGAAAGAGCUUCAAACAUUGUGCAAAAGAUAUGGCUUGCCUGCAAAUAAAUCGCAUUCGGAUUUGGCAAUGUCUCUGAUUGCUUACUUACAGGAAGGUUUUGGUGGUCCAAUGUAUAAUCUUUGGGGGAAUUUUUAUGCUCAAUGCAACGGGAAUGGUCUUAGCCAUAAUGAGUACCCAAGAAAAUACGCAGUUGACGAUUCUUUGGGUUUGGCAAGAGAUAGAACCAUGGAAAAUGUGCCUGAAACUGAAAGUAGGGAGAUAAAUUUCAGCGCAUACCCUGCUCAAACUGCUGUUGAUUGUUCCGUGGAAACUCCUACACAAGUUCCUUCCUCUUCUUUUGAGUUUCAUGUUAGGUCAGAAGAGGGGAUUAAUCUUUAUGUUGACUUCAAUUCGAGCCUAUCUGAGUGGACUAAGAGGUUCAAAAGUGAGGUUUGCACAUGUCAAAAUGUGCAUAGAAACAAGUCUAUGAGUCUUUAUGAGGACCUUGGGUGCAUUGGAAAAGGUGAUAAAGAAAAGAGAAGUUCCUUCAUACAGAACAUAAAUUAUGGGUACAUUGAAGAUAAAGAACCGACAAAAAGUGACAAUGUGGGCCUUGAUUAUUCUGUUAAACUAGCUGAAACUUCAGUAACCUCAGCAGUAAGAUCGUGCAACAUGGCUGCAGACGUGUCAGAGCAUUUAGUGGAAGAUCAAGCACUUGUCUCAUCUAAACUUGACUCGGUUCCACAGAAGCAGAUAAUUUCUGGUGCUCAUUCCUUUGCUAAAGAUGGCUCUUUAAUCAAGCUUGAUUCAAAUGUCCCUAAUAAUUUCCAGAAGUCCAUCCGUGCUCCUGCUGUCAACUCGUUAUCAAAAGUUCAAUUAAGUCCUGUCAUAAUGGAGCAUCAAAAUUCAAACCUCAAUAAUUGUCUGAAUCCAAUCCUGCAGAAUGAUUAUAGCCCUGUCAACCUUAGUGUGGUAUAUCCUCGAUACUCAGCUGUUGCUUCUAUAGAGAUGCAGUCAUCAGAGGUUGUGAGUUGCUCCAAAGACAUAUCAUGUUCACCUUGUGGAAAUGGAGGAUUGGUGGGUCUGUUUGUACAAAAGGACAAUUUAGAAACAGAACUUGGAAUAGUCAGCUCAUGUGAGCAGGUUCCUGAUCUGCUGGGGAACUAUGUGCCAAAAUCUGCUGAAGCGUGGGAGAGGAACAACAUCACAAAUGGGAGGGAUAGUCCAGAAUGCUCACAGUUAACCAGUUCAGUUGAGAAGAACAGUUUCUGUUACGAUAAUUUGGAAUCUAAUGAAGAACUUUCCAGAAAGAGGAAACAUAUAGAAGGUGAACUUCAAAGUGGCUAUGGUAAUCCGGAUGCAAAGAAUUUAACAAGUAGGAAGCAUAUUACUAGGAAAGUCCUUCCUAGAAGAUCCGUGCGGCUGAUCUCUAAGUGAGCUCGUGAAGUGCAUAUGGCCCAAGGGUUGAAGCAUCGAUAGCGUAUACCAUUGUUCCAAAUGAGAAUGAAUAUGGUGGUUGUAUUUUCGGGAGCAUUGGCAACAUAUUAAAGCUAAGAGAUAGUUCUUCAAGGUGUUGGUUACGGCGAUCACCAAGCAUAUAACAAAGUCUGUACAUAUCAACAGUUCAACACGGGGUAAUUUAUAUUAUUUUGUUUCUGUAUCAUUUAUGGGUACUCAUUUUUGUUAAAAGUUGUUACAUGUGUAUAUUUAUUGGGGUUAAUUUCCGUUUAUUCUGUUGUCUUUAUCCAUGUUUUCAUGAUCAUUUAUAUGCAUAUUGCACAUGAAUAUUGUGGACCAAACAUGUGGUCAUUGUCUUAGUCUUGCUUAGCCUUCUUUGUUUGAGACGAGUCGAUGAAUAUGUAAGAACUGAGAAUUAAAACGCAAUUAAAUUUCAGUUGGUUUUUA